This is a messenger RNA of Esox lucius (northern pike), 9075 nucleotides long. RefSeq names its product alsin Rho guanine nucleotide exchange factor ALS2 a (gene als2a). The record is from RefSeq and is a predicted model, not a curated record. Lineage: Eukaryota; Metazoa; Chordata; Actinopteri; Esociformes; Esocidae. The transcript has 35 exons. The coding region runs from base 209 to 5914 and encodes 1901 amino acids.
CAAAACGGCACUGAACUGCACUGAUUGUCUGGGCCAGCUAAGCUUGUUUGCUUUCGUUAACUAGCAGUAUAGACCGCCAGAGGUGUAGUUAAUUAACAGCAACAUCCUGCUGUCAUUCCCAUGGGCCAUGGAGAACAAGUGCUUUCUAAAACGUCAUUUCGCAUUGACAGUGAUUUGAAGGUCUGAAAAUGGAGAAGUGCCAGUGACUAUGGAUGAUCAAAGGAGUGCUAGCGAGGAGAGCCCUAGAGUUCGAGGCCUGCUCUACCUCUGGAGGGGGUACAGUAGCAGUGUUGCCCCAGAACGGGUGCUCCUGACCCGGCCCGUCCUCCAGGCAGCCCUGGGUAUCAGCCAUGGCAUUCUGCUGGCUGAGGGAGGAUUGGUGUUCAGCUUCGGAGAGCUGCCGUGGAAGCAGGACCUGAAGACCCCCCCCACCGACCCUCUCCUGGAGUCGGCCCUGUCUGGUCGGGGUGUUGUGUCUGUGGCUGCUGGCUCCUUCCACUGUGGCGCCGUCACCCAGGAUGGGACUCUGUACAUGUGGGGUGAGAACUCCUCAGGGCAGUGUGGGCUGCUGGAGAGUGGCCUGGUCUCGGAUCCCCGCCCAGUCAACUUGGUGGACUCUGACACGCUGCCUCCUCAGGUGACCAGGGUCCUUGAGGUAGCCUGCGGGGAGCACCACACGCUGGCUCUGUCUGCCCAGCAUGAGGUCUGGGCCUGGGGCAGUGGAUGUCAGCUUGGGCUGGUCACCAGCGUCUUUCCUGUGCGUAGACCCCAGAAGGUGGAGCACCUUGCUGGUAGACAUGUGUUACAGGUGGCUUGUGGAGGGUUCCACAGCCUGGCCUUGGUCAAGCAUGUCUCUCCCCAGGACUCCACCUGGCAGGCAGAUACUGGGAAGUGUGGCGAGUGCAACCAGCAGCUGUUAUCCAUGUUUGAUAAAGAGGACCAUGUCAUCAUCAACAACAGUCACUACUGCCCCCUAGGGGUUGAGCUGGUGAACACCAGACCAGGGCCAUGGUCAGGACAGGCCUCACGCUGCCCUCUCUCUCAGGCUGUGAGCCCCAGUCUAUACCCAGGCCUUUACCCUGAGCAGGAUCCACACCCCAUUAUGGGCCCUGAAGACCUUUAUACUGGGGACACAGAUGGCCCCCCCAGAGGCUUCGCCUCCAAAGGAGGAAGUGACACAGAGGCAACCAGUAAUGUGUUACCUAAUGGCCGAGGCCCUGCGACCCUGACUAGCAAAGACAGCCUUCCAGCUCAACAACAAGCCCUGAGGAGAACCAAGUCCUCCCCUUACCCUGGAGAAGACGAGCUGAAGGACUACCUCAAGAGAAGGUCUCGUCACACGCGGAGCCUGAUGGAGCAUCCUUACAACACCCAAGCAGGGGAUCUACUCGCCUCAGUUGAUCGGGGCUCAGGAGAUCCAAUCAUGCUGAUCAAUCAGGUCUCAGGGCCGUGCCUGGACUGUAGCCUGUCUGAACCUGACCUAUCAGUGGAUACCCAAGUACAGCUAGGAGAAGACAGUGUUUCGAGCCUGGCAUCCAGCCUCUCAGUUUCCCUACCCGAGAGCUUCACCGACACCUUAGGUGUGGACUGUUCCUUUGCCACGAUGGAAGGUGCUGCCUGUGCCGCGCCCUACCAGGUAAACAGUGCCGAGGAUACCGGUUCCACCAGCAGCCUCUGUGAGUCAUCUAAGAGUGAAGGGUGUGUCCCUGGGCCAAGGGCCAAUCACACGGGGUCUGUCACGGCUUCAAGGGAAGGCAAGGAGGAGGCGUGUCGUUUUGAGUCAAAGCAUAUGAAGGCGUCUUCCAGUCUGACAGGCUUUCUCCUGGAUGAGGUGAUGAUGGCUGGCCGACGCCACUCUCUACCGCCUCUGCCCUCUCACGCAUCUUCGGCGCUCCCUAGCAGGAGAACCACUGACAUCAGACCUCCAACCAUGACCAGGAAGAAGGAGGAGGUAGCAGAGUCCUUGCCUUCUCUGAACACAGAGGUAUGGACCUGGGGCCGUGGGCAGGAGGGACAGCUGGGGCAUGGUGACCAACUACCCAGGCUCCAGCCUCUCUGCAUCAAAACUCUGAAUGGAGAGGAGGUCGUGAAGGUGGCAGCGGGGACACACCACUCACUGGCUGUCACUGCACAGUGUCAGGUGUUUUCAUGGGGCAGCAACAGAUCUGGCCAGUUAGGACACAUGAACAGCCCCUCCACCCUGCCUCAACAGGUCAAGAUGUCUGAGGGUCUGCGUGUGUGGGACGUAGCAGCAGGACAGGACCACAGUGUGUUUCUAGCUGAUGGGGACUGCUGCCAGCCCAUUCUCUGUUACAGCGGACAGCAGGUGAUAGAGACCAAGCCUAACGUGCACAUCCCUGGGACAGAGUUAACCAAGAGAUCUCCCUCCAGGACUGACUCAUACACCCUCAGACCUGUCUUACUGCCUUUCUGUAUGGACAUGGGUUACAUCAGCAGCGUGUGUGGCGGGGGGGGGUCCUGCCUGGCACUGGCUGACCACAAUGUCAUGGGGUUCAUCUCUGGUCUCCACGAGCUGGCGGCUGCAGACAGGAAGUUCUACUGCAGACUCAGAGACAUUCAGAAACGGGUAGUGAGCCCUUUACAGGCAAGAGAGUCUUUGUCUACAGUGUUGGGCAAGACGUCCAGCCUCCUGUUCCAGAGCCUGGCUGAUCUAUGUUCUAACUAUGUUCUAGAGUCUUUGUCUACAGUGUUGGGCAAGACGUCCAGCCUCCUGUUCCAGAGCCUGGCUGAUCUAUGUUCUAACUAUGUUCUAGAGUCUUUGUCUACAGUGUUGGGCAAGACAUCCAGCCUCCUGUUCCAGAGCCUGGCUGAUCUAUGUUCUAACUAUGUUCUAGAGUCUUUGUCAACAGUGUUGGGCAAGAGGUCCAGCCUCCUGUUCCAGAGCCUGGCUGAUCUAUGUUCUAACUAUGUUCUAGAGUCUUUGUCUACAGUGUUGGGCAAGACGUCCAGCCUCCUGUUCCAGAGCCUGGCUGAUCUAUGUUCUAACUAUGUUCUAGAGUCUUUGUCUACAGUGUUGGGCAAGACGUCCAGCCUCCUGUUCCAGAGCCUGGCUGAUCUAUGUUCUAACUAUGUUCUAGAGUCUUUGUCUAUAGUGUUGGGCAAGAGGUCCAGCCUCCUGUUCCAGAGCCUGGCUGAUCUAUGUUCUAACUAUGUUCUAGAGUCUUUGUCUACAGUGUUGGGCAAGACGUCCAGCCUCCUGUUCCAGAGCCUGGCUGAUAGUCACAACAGACUGUGUCACCUUAUGGGGCAGCACUCCGUCUCCAUGACAGCUUUUCUACACGGCGGCCGGGACGUUAAGAGCCUGGUCAUCCUGAAACAGGCCAGCACCUUCCUGGACACGUAUAAAGAGUAUUGCAGCUCAGUGGGUAAUUUCCUGGUGAUGGGUGGCUUCCAGGCCCUCAUGAAGCCUUCGCUGGAGUGUUUUGGUAAGAAGUUGGAGGUGUUGCGUCAUCUGUCAGAGUGCAGUGCAGACAAAGUUUCCCUCGGUGACCUGUUGGUGCUGCUGUUCUAUAUGCCUUUACAACACCUCCAUGUAUACAACAGAUUGCUGCUCAAACUGGCCACCUGUUUUGAUGUGAGCACAGUAGAGUACCAGAAGCUACAAGAGGGCUGCUCCCGGUAUGAGGCCUUGUCUGUCAGCCUGGGGAGAAGACAGAAGGAGGCAGAGUCCACCAACCAGUUCUGGAAGACAAACUCCGGCAAGACUAUUGAUGUUUUGCGAAGGCCCCAACGCAGGCUGGUGUGUGAAAGCAGUGACAAGAGCCUGACUCUCCAGAACGCUGGAAGGUUCUCUGUGAACUGGUUCGUCCUGUUCAACGAUCUUCUCGUCCACGCACAGUUCUCCUCUCACCACGUCUACCCUCUGGUCACCCUCUGGGUGGAGCCCAUCACGGAGGAGGCCAGCAGCAACCUGUAUGGCAUCAAGGUGACAACUCCCGAGGAGAGCUUUACUCUACUUGCCUCAUCACCGCAGGAGAAGGCUAGGUGGCUGAGAGCCAUGAACCAGGCAGUGGAGGCGGUUCUGAUGGGGGAGGACAGUGGCGCCGGGGUUCCCGCUGACUCUCGUACCGCCUCCUACGUCUUCUCCAAAGACCUCCUUCUUAAGGACGCCUCCUACUCGGGACGUUGGCUCUCUGGCAAGCCCCAUGGCAAGGGCACCAUGAAGUGGCCGGACGGUAGAACAUACACCGGGACCUUCAAACACGGACUGAAAGACGGCUAUGGUGACUAUUUCAUGCCCAAUAAAACCCUCAACAAGUGUGAUCGCUACCAGGGCCACUGGAAGGAGGGGAAGAUGCAAGGCUUCGGGAAGUACAAGUAUGCAACAGGGGAGGUUUAUGAGGGAUCCUUCCAUGAGAACAUGCGGCAGGGCCAUGGAAUGCUGAGUUCCGGGAAGCUGAUUGGCCCUUCCUCCAGUGUGUUCAUUGGCCAGUGGCUCCAAGACAAGAAAACAGGAUAUGGAGUAUUUGAUAACAUGACUAGAGGAGAGAAGUACAUGGGGUUGUGGUUGGAAGACCAACGCCAUGGCAACGGGGUCCUAGUCACACAGACUGGUCUCUACUACGAAGGAGCCUUCAGCAACAACAAAAUGAUGGGCACUGGUUUCCUAAUGUCUGAGGAUGACACAACCUUCCAGGGAGAGUUUUCUGAUGACUGGACCCCUAAUGGGAAGGGUACUCUGUCUAUGCCCCAUGGGGAUGUCAUCGAGGGGCUGUUCACAGGAGAGUGGACAUCAGGGUUAAACAUAACGGGAACCUACCGCAAGCCAGACCUCUAUGACGCUGACAGGAAGGAGAGAACACAGGUUCUAGAGCCGGGCCGUCUCUCUGUUCCCCCGGAGAUGAAGUGGAGGGCUGUGUUCUCCGAGUGUUGGAGCCGUCUGGGUUGUGAGGCCCCAGGACUUCCCUGUGAGAGGAGGAAGGCCUGGGAGAACAUCGCUGUCACACUGACCAGCGGGCGCAGAGACAGUCCCAAAGUGCUGAGUCGAUCUCAGACAAGAAUGCUGGAGAAGCUGGAGCUGAUUCCUCAACACUGUGGACCAGUUACUGCCAGGAGCUACGACCUCGUCCGGCGAUACCUGGCUAAGGCCUGCGAGACCCCCCUCCACCCUCUGGGCUGGUUGGUGGAGACCCUGGUGACGGCAUACCGGAUGACCUAUGUAGGUGUAGGAUCCACCAGACGGCUGCGACAACAGGCUGUGGAUGAGAUCAAGUCCUUCAUUAAUCGCAUCUUCCAACUGGUCAGGUUCCUGUUUCCUGACAUGCCAGAGGAAGGGGGGUUCAUCAUCGCUGACCCCACCGCUUCUCCACAGACAAACCAGGAUGGUUGGGUGGUCUGUAGCUCAACCCUGCUGCUCCCGGUGUUGUUGCCCAGACUGUACCCCCCUCUGUUCAGCCUGUACUCCCUGGACAAGGAGAGGGAGGACAGCCUGUACUGGAACUGUGUCCUGAGGCUCAACAAGCAGCCGGACCUCACUCUCCUGGAGAACCUGGGGGUCCAACAGAACUUCUGGCCGUUGUCCAUCUCUGUGCUGGGCAAGAAACAGCAGGUCCUUCCCAGCACCAAGGAUGCCUGCUGGGCUUCUGCAGUGGAGACGUUGCAGUUGAUCAGCACAAAAUUCACUCCGUCAGACAAGCUGCAGGUGAUCCGGCAGACCUUUGAGGAGCUGACUCAGGAGGUACAAGCCCUUUUCCAUAAGAACAUCAUGUGGUCCAUGGACGACCUGUUUCCUCUGUUCCUGUACGUGGUGCUGCGGGCGAGAAUAAAGAAGUUGGGGUCAGAGGUGAGCCUGAUAGAUGACCUAAUGGAUCCCAGCCUACAGCAUGGAGAACUUGGAUUAAUGUUUACCACACUCAAGGCAUGCUACUUCCAGAUCCAGCAGGAGUCUCCCUAGGGACGAUGUGAUGUGGACCUCUCUACCAUGAAGGACAGACAGUUAGACUUCUGGUUUUCAUCUUCUGCUAAUCAGAGACUAAGUUAGACCCGAGACAUCCGGUAGGGGCAGUUAACCGGCAGAUAGAAACCAAAGUAAGCAGUAUUUCAUUCCUCCAGGACUGGAGUGUGUCUAUCUGCCCUGGGCUCUAAAGAAAAGGUUAUGACACAGAAAAAUGGAAGACUGAAUGUCAAUCUGGUGUUGAAGUCCCACAGUCCCUUAACAGGGUGCCCACAUGGGUAGUCCUGAGGGGUCCCUCAGCAGGAUUCUCAUAUGGAAAGGCCUGAGGGGUCCCUCAGCAGGAUUCUCAUAUGGAAAGGCCUGAGGGGUCCCUCAGCAGGAUUCUCAUAUGGAAAGGCCUGAGGGGUCCCUCAGCAGGAUUCUCAUAUGGAAAGGCCUGAGGGGUCCCUCAGCAGGGGGCCCACAUGGGAAGGCCUGAGGGUUCCCUCAUUAGGGGGCCCACAUGGGAAGGCAUGAGCGGUUCCAGUGUCUGCAUGUGUGACUGGACGCUGCUUUGGACUAAAGUGUGUAUGUAUUAUAUUAACAUCAUUAUAGACUUUAUUACAUGGAGUGGAAAUUUAGGUCUAGAUUUCAGUUGCUGCUGUGACAAAGGCGAUGGUUAUGUAAUCACCAUGAGAGAACAAAGCACCACCAGCUUUGCACAUUUUCACCUUUGUUUAUUUAAUUCUUCAUAAUGACAUAAAAAGGGCAUGACUUGUAUUUAUUUCCAUAACAUUAAGUCACCUGCUAAUGUGUUCAUCAAAAAGGCUUCGUAAUAACAACAUGAGUUAUAUUGAAAUGUUCUUACUUGUGGAAUAAAUUGUACUUUGUAGUUUGUUAAAGGGAAUCACCCGACAUUACACACUAAAAAUAUUUUAGGUUUUAAAAUAAAUGACUUCCAUCCCUCUAAGCAUUUGAACCACUGAACAUUUUCCUUGUCAAUUUAUGACAUCGGAGAACAAAUCGGAAGGAAUCUUAGACCAUCUUAGAUCUCUUCUAUUCAAACCACAGGAAACAAGUCUGGAUUUUGAGAUGUCCAUUUCAACAUGUUAAUGGACAUGUUUACAUUUCUUUGUUGAUUUCAGUUUGUGGUUGGUGUCAUUGAGUGGCUGGAAGAUCCGCUUGCGAAAUUUCAUUCUCCUGGCCACCAGGUUUUUGGCUAAAGUAUCCUUGAACUUAACAGAAAUCCCAGGUCCCCUGGAAGCAAAACAGAUACAUAUCAUCAAAGACUCAUCCCUUAUUCUACAAUAGGAUUGAGGUUAUUUUCUGCAUACGUAUCCUUCUUUUGAUGCAAACCCACUGCUGGUAUUCAUGGCCAAAGAGCUUCAUUUUCAUGUGAAUGUCCACAUCUCAGAGAAGCUGUUUAACUCCAGGAGCUUCAAAUAUUUCUUUUUUUUCUAGCAACCAUUUCAAAUAGGCUGUCGACUGGAUGUGUCAAAAAAAAGUUGAAUGUAUUUUGUUUUAUUUAUAAGAAUCCUUGGUGUGCCUUUCAUUUUAACACCUACGGUUUUCAGGGAUAAAAAGGAUUACAAUCGUGUCUAUGUAAAAAUAGUUGUGAGCAAUUAUGUUUAAGACAAGGCAUGAGGGGGUGUGGUAUGUUUUCCACAGCACACUUCCUGCUGCUCAGCACGUAGUCGUGGUAUAUUGGCAAUAAAUCGCAAACACCCAAGAUGCCUCACUGCUAUAAUAAACUGCUCACCAACGCAUUCAGAGCACUGAAAGGUGAUUCGAUGUCAUCGUCGUGGUGAUCUCAUAUUCCACGGCUGUAAAUCAAUAAGCAUUCAGGAUUCAAACCACCCGGUUAAUAAUAAGAUAUAGUACAGCCUUCAUCAAGGGCACGUACUUACUGUGCCAACUCAUUCUUAUGAAAUCUACACAUUUUUUUAAAGGAUAGAUUUGUUCAAAUUAUGAAAGCAGAAGAAAUAUUUAAAUAUAUAUUGCAAUAUACAGUAUAUAUUCAUGUAUAUUUUACAGUCUAUUUUAUCAAAAAGGGGUUAAUUUGGGUGCUGUGUUAAAUUAUCUUAGUAGCUUUUGAUGCUGUUGGAAGACUUAAUAAUGACCUUAGUAGGCUUUAAAUAAUAUUAGAUCUGAAAUACUAAAAUGACAUAGUUCUUUUGGUUACAUGAGUAUUAUACAUUAAAUGUGCUAUAUUCUUCAAAUUUGAUUUUAUUUGUGCAAAAAAUAUAUUUUAUUUGAAAAAAAUGCUGCUAUGCAGCAACUUAAAGGAUCUUGGUAACCAAACUAACAUUCAUUUUCAUUGAUAUUACAUUUAUAAUUCUCCACAAGAUACCUAAUGCUUUGUGGUUAAUCCUUAACAAGGUCUAGCUAGUGUAAGGCCAUUUUAAACUGUGACUACAGUGACUGACAAGUAGACACAUUUAAAAAAUGACCUAAAACAUUUAGACAUAAUGACGUCGCUGCUGCUGAAGUUAGUUCUCAACAUUGCAUUUCAUCUGCGUGUGUAUGUUUGUAUGUGUGACAUAGCUAGAGGGCUGUGUUAGAGACACGUGUGGGGGUGUAUACUGUAUGUGUGUGUGUGAUGAAGAGAGACAGAGAGGGAUCAAGGUUAUGUGGCAUCAUGUCAUUAUUCAGUGGGAAUAUUGCACUCAUAAUCCUCUGGUAUUUAAGGAAAGUUGAUGAUGUCAUCUAACCUUCUGAGACCAAACGGAGCUUCUUAUUGGGCCCCGGUGUGGAUGGAGUCAAUGAGGCUCUUAUUUAAAAUGUUAAACUGCUGCAGGUUUAUUUUCAAAUACAGCUGUUGAUGACCAUACCAGGCUGUGAAAUGUUACCACCACACCAGGUGGUAUGAGUCACCUAAUGUGCCACUGAAAUGUUACUCUCUUACUGCUGUCUUUUUUUUAAUGCAUUACAUGCACACCUAAUAUUGUUAACACAGGGAGUGAUAUUUUUUAUCAAAUGGUAUUUUAUUUACAAAACAUCUGUAUAAAAAUAAUUACACUUUUUAUAAAGGACAGCUUAGGUCUAUAAAAGGCUUCCCUGGUCACAAUGUCUUAACCUGUUGCAUUCUGGGAUUUUUAUGUGUGUUUGUUUUGAAAUUUAUAUCAACACUUAAAUGUUGAUUCACAAAAUACCAUUUUUUUUAAAUACAUUAAAACAUUAAU